AAACGACGCAAUUGUCAAGUUUCCCUUUUCUCUUCGUUCGUUUUCUUAAAACCUCUGUAAGUCAUAACCCUAACUUCUCUCAUUCUUCAUCUUCCUCCACGAUGGCCACCAACACAACUACAGAGAAUGGCUCCACUGAUGCCAUUCCCAACCCUCUAAGCUCCACACUUCCCUCUUUAGCUGCUGCAGAACCGGACUCUACAGAAGCCGGUGACGAUGAUUCCGAUUCCGAUCCUUCUAACCAAGACUACUCAUCUGUUCCUCCUUCCGAUUCUGCAGCUCAUGAACCAUCCAAUCAUACCGGCCCUUCCGAUAAAAAGUGGCCCGGAUGGCCCGGCGACUGCGUCUUCCGCCUUAUUGUGCCGGUUGUUAAAGUUGGCAGCAUUAUUGGGCGCAAGGGGGAUCUUAUCAAGAAGAUGUGUGAAGAAACUAGGGCUAGAAUUCGUGUUCUUGAUGGUGCUGUUGGCACUCCUGAUCGCGUUGUGUUGAUAUCAGGAAAAGAAGAGCUUGAGUCACCCCUUUCCCCUGCUAUGGACGCAGUUAUAAGAGUCUUCAAACGUGUGUCUGGAUUGUCUGAGAAUGAAGAUGAAGCUAAAGCCUCAUUUUGUUCAAUUCGGCUAUUGGUGGCAUCAACUCAAGCAAUCAAUCUAAUUGGAAAACAGGGUUCAUUAAUCAAAUCUAUACAGGAGAGUACAGGGGCCUCUGUAAGAGUAUUAUCGGGAGAUGAGAUGCCAUUCUAUGCUGGUGCAGAUGAGAGAAUGGUGGAAUUGCAGGGAGAGUCCUUAAAGGUUCUCAAGGCUUUAGAGGGAGUAGUGGGCCACCUAAGGAAGUUUUUAGUUGAUCAUAGUGUUCUUCCUCUUUUUGAAAAGAGUUUCAAUACACCUGCCUCACAAGAUCGCCAAACGGAAACCUGGGCUGACAAGUCCUCACUUCUUACUGCAUCUCAAAGCAUAAUCUCUGCCGAGUAUGCUCCGUCUACAAAAAGAGAAUCUCUAUUUCUUGAUCGUGAAGCUCAUUUUGAUUCUCAUAUUUCAUCAUCUGGUAUUUCUCUAUAUGGGCAAGAUCGAGUACUUCCUACUAUUCGAUCAUCAGGUGUUGGCCGGUCUGGGGGACCUAUUGUAACUCAGGUUACUCAGACAAUGCAGAUCCCGUUAUCGUAUGCUGAAGAUAUCAUUGGGGUUGGAGGAACAAAUAUUGCAUUCAUCCGUCGUAAUAGUGGUGCCAUCUUAACCAUCCAAGAGAGCAGGGGAUUACCCGAUGAGAUAACUGUGGAAAUAAAAGGCACUUCAUCACAAGUUCAGAUGGCUCAGCAAUUAAUUCAGGAAGCAGUAAAUGCACCCAAGGAACCAGUAACAAGCAGCAGCUAUGGAAGGCUGGACACAACAGGAUUGAGGUCAUCUUACUCCCAGUUGGCUGCUUCAGGUUCAUCCUUUACUUCAUCUUCUUUAUCUUCACAGUCAUAUGGUGGAUAUGGGUCUUCUGGUUUAGGAGGCUACACUACCUUCAGGCUCUGAAUUGAUUGAUCUGCAUUGAUCCAUAUCCACUUGGAUUAGUGGAUCCGUUUCGGAUUCAUUAAUCCUUGCUAAAGAGAAUGAAUGAAUUAUGUUGGAAUGUAGUUGUUGUAAAGUCAGCCUGAGUUAGUUAAAAACAUUCUCUUUUCUUUUUCUUUUAACCCUCUUUGGCAUAUCUAAACUCAUUCACCUGGGUAGAUUUGUCUUAUGUUUUUCUUUUCUUCUUUUUCAGUGUUAAAUGUGUUUGUUUCUUAGGGGUUUUUUUUUUUCUUUCUUCCAGAACUGUUUCAUUUGGGAGAAACUAAUAUUAGCUUAAAAAUAUUGAACAACUGGAACAA
Cucumis sativus (cucumber) is the source of this 1849-nucleotide messenger RNA. RefSeq names its product RNA-binding KH domain-containing protein PEPPER. Gene Ontology annotation, biological process: regulation of gene expression. The transcript is spliced from 6 exons. Gene Ontology annotation, molecular function: mRNA binding. NCBI's taxonomy places the organism in Eukaryota, Viridiplantae, Streptophyta, Magnoliopsida, Cucurbitales, Cucurbitaceae. Bases 102 to 1514 code for a protein of 470 amino acids. Gene Ontology annotation, cellular component: cytoplasm; nucleus. The record is from RefSeq and is a predicted model, not a curated record.